AUGCUGCUUACCACAGUGAGGACAGAUUUCAUCGGUUGUUGCACAGUGCAGUCACCGGCGAUGGAAGAGGAGGAUGUGUCCAUGCACAGGUUGGCUGGUGCAGACCCGUCUUUGCAGGUCGGGGGGCUCAUUGUAAAGAAGAAAAGUGCUGCUGCAGAGAGUCAUGUUUUUCGGGCACCCACCCCACGGACCUCUCUGCUGGGCUUGGACCUCUUGGCGGCUCAGAAAAGGAAAGAGCGAGAUCUAAAGGAAAAGGCUGAUGGUUCUGAUGAAGAGCGAAACUUGAAGAAAUCCAAAGUGUCUUCUUACAAAGACUGGGACGAAAGCAAAAGUGAUUCUGGUUCAGAUGAGGAUAACGAUGAUAGUCAUGAUGACCAAAAGAAAGACCCAGAGAAACAGAGCAGAAAGUAUCGAGCCACAGGCUCUGAAACGCCAUCCAACCCUGGGGGAGUCAGUGAGGAGUUCCGCCGCAGACACGAGCAGAGAGAAAAAGAACGCCGUGAACAUGGUGUCUACGCUUCAUCAAAAGAGGACCGGAAACCGGGCAAAGGCCGAGAGCGAAGUCGAGACAAGCACAGGGACAGGCGUAAUGAACGUGAGGAGCGGGAAAGCAGUCGUGCACGUUCAGAACGUGGGGACCGCAGUGAACGUGGGGACCGCAGUGAGCGUGGGGACCGCAGUGAACGCUCGCAGAGGGAUGUAUGGUCAGAGCGAAUCAGCCGUGGCAUCAGGAGAGAGGAGCCCAUGACUCCGCUGUCCCACUCCAAAGACACACCUUCCCGGACCAGCUGGGAGGAGGAGGACAGUGGUUAUGCCACCAGUCGGCGUUCCCAGUGGGAGUCGCCCUCUCCGGCUCCUUCACAAAAAGAUUCCGAUCGCUCCGAAAGAAGCCAGAGAUCCGGCCGAGAGAGCGAGAGAAGGGACAGGUCGGUCAAAGGGCGUUACCCUGAAGACACUCCUCUCCCAACGCCUUCGUACAAGUACAACGAAUGGGCCAAUGACAGGAGGCAUUUUGGUUCCACUCCCCGUUUAUCACAAGGAAAAGGAAGAAAAGGAGAGGGUGAGGGUGGAAUGGCAUUUGAUGAUGAAGGUGAAGAAGAACAGUGGGAGGAAGAUCAGAAGCAAGCAGAUCGAGAUUGGUACAUGAUGGAUGAAGGUUACGAUGAGUUCCACAACCCUUUCACUUCCACAUCAGACGAAUAUGUAAAGAAAAGGGAGCAGAUUCUUCAGAAACAGACCCAAAAGAGGAUAUCUGCCCAAAAACGACAGAUCAAUGAGGAUAACGAGCGAUGGGAGACCAACCGAAUGCUGACCAGUGGUGUUGUUCAAAGGUUGGAAGUAGAUGAGGACUUUGAAGAGGAUAAUGCCGCCAAGGUUCACCUGCAAGUGCACAACUUGGUUCCUCCUUUCUUAGACGGAAGAAUAGUCUUCACCAAACAGCCUGAGCCAGUGAUCCCUGUGAGAGAUGCAACUUCAGACAUGGCCAUCAUCUCUCGCAAAGGCAGCCAACUUGUUCGCAAACACAGGGAGCAGAAGGAGCGCAAAAAGGCACAACACAAACACUGGGAGUUGGCUGGAACUAAACUGGGCGACAUCAUGGGCAUCAAGAAGACUGAAGAAGAAGAGUCAGGAGCUAAGGUCAUUGGCGAAGAUGGCAAAGUAGAUUACAGAGCGGAGCAGAAGUUUGCUGAACAUAUGAAAGAAAAGAGUGAAGCCACUAGUGAAUUUGCAAAGAAGAAAAGUCUUACAGAGCAGAGGCAAUACCUCCCAAUUUUUGCAGUGAGACAACAGCUUCUCAACAUCAUUAGGGAUAAUAGCAUAGUCAUUGUUGUUGGGGAGACUGGAAGUGGCAAAACCACUCAGUUAACGCAGUACUUGCAUGAAGACGGUUAUACAAGCUAUGGAAUGGUGGGAUGCACACAACCCAGAAGAGUGGCAGCCAUGAGUGUUGCUAAACGAGUGAGUGAAGAGAUUGCCUCCAACCUGGGGGAAGAGGUUGGCUAUGCCAUCCGGUUUGAGGACUGCACAUCUGAGAGCACUGUGAUAAAGUACAUGACUGAUGGGAUUCUGCUGCGAGAGUCCCUGCGAGAGUCUGACCUGGAUCACUACAGCGCCGUGAUCAUGGACGAGGCCCACGAGCGCUCCCUGAACACCGAUGUCCUGUUUGGGCUGCUAAGAGAGGUUGUGUCGCGACGCACAGACCUGAAACUAAUUGUCACUUCGGCUACCAUGGAUUCUGAUAAAUUUGCUGCGUUUUUCGGCAAUGUUCCAAUAUUCCACAUUCCAGGAAGAACUUUUCCAGUUGACAUUCUGUUCAGCAAGACUCCGCAAGAAGACUAUGUUGAGGCUGCUGUGAAACAGGCGCUGCAAGUCCAUUUGAGUGGCUUGAUCGGAGACAUUCUUAUCUUUAUGCCUGGACAGGAGGAUAUUGAGGUCACAUCUGAUCAGAUCGUGGAGAGGUUAGGCGACUUGGACAAUGCUCCUCCUUUGGCCGUGCUCCCUAUAUACUCGCAGUUACCAUCCGACCUUCAGGCUAAGAUCUUCCAAAAGGCUCCAGAUGGCGUCAGGAAAUGUAUAGUGGCUACAAACAUUGCAGAGACCUCUCUCACCGUGGACGGCAUCAUGUUUGUGAUUGAUUCAGGCUACUGUAAAUUAAAGGUGUUUAAUCCUCGCAUUGGUAUGGAUGCGCUUCAAGUCUAUCCCAUCAGCCAGGCCAAUGCCAACCAGCGCUCAGGCAGAGCAGGUCGCACUGGGCCAGGACAGUGUUACAGACUCUAUACGCAGAGUGCUUACAAGAAUGAAAUGUUGACCACCACCAUCCCAGAAAUUCAGAGGACCAAUCUCGCCAAUGUGGUUCUACUGCUUAAGUCUCUUGGUGUGCAAGAUCUGCUCCUUUUCCACUUCAUGGAUCCCCCACCUGAAGACAACAUGCUCAACUCCAUGUACCAGCUCUGGAUCCUGGGAGCUCUUGACAACACGGGGGGAUUGACACCCACUGGGCGACUGAUGGUGGAGUUUCCUCUGGACCCAGCUCUGUCCAAAAUGCUCAUCGUGUCAUGUGAUAUGGGCUGCAGCGCUGACAUCCUCAUCAUCGUGUCCAUGCUCUCUGUGCCUGCCAUAUUUUACCGACCAAAAGGUCGUGAGGAGGAGAGUGAUCAGGUCAGGGAAAAGUUUGCUGUCCCGGAGAGCGACCACCUGACCUACCUGAACGUAUACACGCAGUGGAAGAACAAUAAUUACUCUGGCAUCUGGUGCAACGAGCAUUUCAUUCACACUAAGGCCAUGCGAAAGGUGCGGGAAGUGCGCUCACAGUUAAAGGACAUCAUGGUGCAGCAGAGGAUGAAUUUGGCUUCCUCUGGGUCUGACUGGGACGUAAUCAGGAAAUGCAUCUGUGCUGCUUAUUUCCACCAGGCGGCUAAGCUCAAGGGCAUUGGUGAAUAUGUCAACGUGAGGACAGGAAUGCCGUGCCAUCUCCAUCCCACCAGUUCUCUGUUCGGCAUGGGCUACACCCCUGACUACAUCAUUUACCACGAGCUUGUGAUGACAACAAAGGAAUACAUGCAGUGCGUAACGGCAGUAGAUGGGGAGUGGCUUGCGGAGCUGGGACCAAUGUUUUACAGCAUCAAACAUGCAGGCAAAAGUAGACAGGAAAACCGUCGGCGAGCCAAAGAGGAGAUCACAAACAUGGAGGAGGAAAUGUCCAUGGCACAACAGCAGAUGCACGCUCGCCGUGAGGAGCAAGAGAGGAAGAACAACCCAGGCACCGUCAGGGGCGUGAAGAUCUGCACGCCCGGAAGAAAAGAUGAAGCUCCAAUGACACCGAGGAGAACACCUGCUCGUUUCGGUUUGUAG
Molecule: messenger RNA, 3852 nt
Organism: Knipowitschia caucasica
Lineage: Eukaryota; Metazoa; Chordata; Actinopteri; Gobiiformes; Gobiidae
Source: the annotation of a GenBank genome assembly